This is a messenger RNA of Oncorhynchus kisutch (coho salmon), 5128 nucleotides long. Its product is annotated as actin-related protein 2-A-like. The record is from RefSeq and is a predicted model, not a curated record. The coding region runs from base 124 to 1308 and encodes 394 amino acids. Lineage: Eukaryota; Metazoa; Chordata; Actinopteri; Salmoniformes; Salmonidae. The transcript is spliced from 9 exons.
GGAAGGAAAGAAGGAUGAAUGCCCCCCCCCCCCCGGAAGAUGCCAAGACAGUCUGGGUGGUGACUUCCGGCUUGCUGAAGAAAGUUGAGCUGGGGAGGUUUGCUGGCUCCUGGGUUUUGCAAAAUGGAUAGCCAGGGAAGGAAAGUGGUGGUUUGUGACAAUGGAACCGGGUUUGUGAAGUGUGGCUAUGCAGGCUCCAACUUCCCCGAGCACAUCUUCCCUGCCUUGGUGGGCAGGCCAAUCAUUCGCUCCACAGCCAAAGUGGGCAACAUUGAGAUUAAGGACCUGAUGGUGGGCGACGAGGCCAGCGAGCUGCGCUCCAUGCUAGAGGUCAACUACCCCAUGGAGAACGGCAUCGUCAGGAACUGGGACGACAUGAAGCACCUGUGGGACUACACCUUCGGGCCUGAGAAGCUCAACAUCGACUCCAGGAACUGCAAGAUCCUGCUCACCGAGCCGCCCAUGAACCCCACCAAGAACCGAGAGAAGAUCAUUGAGGUGAUGUUUGAGACGUAUCAGUUCUCAGGGGUCUACAUUGCUAUCCAGGCUGUGCUGACGCUCUACGCCCAAGGCCUGCUGACAGGUGUUGUGGUGGACUCUGGGGACGGUGUGACACACAUCUGUCCGGUGUACGAGGGCUUCAGCUUGCCCCAUCUGACACGACGCCUGGACAUCGCUGGGAGGGACAUAACCCGCUACCUCAUUAAGCUGUUGUUGCUGAGAGGCUAUGCGUUCAACCACUCGGCGGACUUUGAGACGGUGCGUAUGAUGAAGGAGAAGCUGUGCUACGUGGGUUACAACAUCGAACAGGAGCAGAAACUGGCUCUGGAGACCACCGUGCUGGUCGAGUCCUACCAGCUCCCAGACGGCAGGGUGAUCAAGGUGGGAGGGGAGCGUUUCGAGGCUCCAGAGGCUUUGUUCCAGCCCCAUCUCAUCAACGUAGAGGGAGUCGGGGUGGCAGAGCUGCUCUUCAACACUAUCCAUGCAGCAGACAUCGACACCAGGUCUGAGUUCUAUAAACACAUAGUGUUGUCAGGUGGAUCCACCAUGUAUCCAGGUCUUCCAUCUCGACUAGAGAGGGAGCUCAAACAGCUCUACCUGGAACGCGUGCUGAAAGGCGACGUGGACAAACUCUCGAAAUUUAAGAUCCGCAUCGAGGACCCGCCGCGGCGUAAGCACAUGGUGUUCCUGGGCGGGGCCGUGCUGGCGGACAUCAUGAAGGACAAAGAUAACUUCUGGCUGACCAGGGAGGAGUACCAGGAGAAAGGUGUCAGGGUGCUGGAGAAACUGGGAGUCACUGUCAGAUAAAGACCUCCACAAUGUUAAAGACACCACACACACACACACACACACACACACACACACACACACACACAGCCAAAUAUUCACCCAAACACUGAAGGGUCAUCAUAGAGAAGCACCUAGAAUGUUGUAUGUGUAAAACACAGACACGGUUUCCUCCCCCAUGGCAGACUAGAUAUCUAUUUAUCCUUCUUCCUCUUCUAAACAACAGAAUCACAGCAUCACCGUAGGGAGUGAUGACGCCCUCCUUCCUCUCCUCCUGUCUUCUGAUGGCCUAGUAUAGUUUAGCUAAGGGUUGGUAGUAGAGUUCAGGACAUCACUCCUCCAGCCCUCCUCUCCUCCUGUCUUCUGAUGGUCUAGUAUAGUUUAGCACAGGGUUGGUAGUAGAGUUCAGGACAUCACUCCUCCAGCCCUCCUCUCCUCCUGUCUUCUGAUGGCCUAGUAUAGUUUAGCUAAGGGUUGGUGGUAGAGUUCAGGACAUCACUCCUCCAGCCCUCCUCUCUUCCUGUCUUCUGAUGGUCUAGUAUAGUUUAGCACAGGGUUGGUAGUAGAGUUCAGGACAUCACUCCUCCAGCCCUCCUCUCCUCCUGUCUUCUGAUGGUCUAGUAUAGUUUAGCACAGGGUUGGUAGUAGAGUUCAGGACAUCACUCCUCCAGCCCUCCUCUCCUCCUGUCUUCUGAUGGUCUAGUAUAGUUUAGCACAGGGUUGGUGGUAGAGUUCAGGACAUCACUCCUCCAGCCCUCCUCUCUUCCUGUCUUCUGAUGGUCUAGUAUAGUUUAGCACAGGGUUGGUAGUAGAGUUCAGGACAUCACUCCUCCAGCCCUCCUCUCCUCCUGUCUUCUGAUGGUCUAGUAUAGUUUAGCACAGGGUUGGUAGUAGAGUUCAGGACACCACUCCUCCAGUCCUCCUGUCUUCUGAUGGCCUAGUAUAGUUUAGCACAGGGUUGGUAGUAGAGUUCAGGACACCACUCCUCCAGUCCUCCUCUCCUCCUGUCUUCUGAUGGCCUAGUAUAGUUUAGCACAGGGUUGGUAGUAGAGUUCAGGACACCACUCCUCCAGCCCUCCUCUCCUCCUGUCUUCUGAUGGCCUAGUAUAGUUUAGCACAGGGUUGGUAGUAGAGUUCAGGACACCACUCCUCCAGUCCUCCUCUCCUCCUGUCUUCUGAUGGCCUAGUAUAGUUUAGCACAGGGUUGGUAGUAGAGUUCAGGACACCACUCCUCCAGCCCUCCUCUCCUCCUGUCUUCUGAUGGCCUAGUAUAGUUUAGCACAGGGUUGGUAGGAAUUUUGAUAGAGUUCAGGGUGGAUAUCAAGUCUCCCGAAGAAAGAUUUUCACAACACGGUGAAAGCAAUAUGGUGGAAAGUUAGUCAAGGAGUCUAUUUCCACACUAUGCUAUUUUUUUCUGGACUAGUGCAGAUCAGGGUUGAGGUCAAUUUCAGUUUAGAUAUUUCUUUUUUUUAAAGAAAGUGAAAACUGAAUUGUCCCCAACCUUAAUGCAGAUGAGGAGACGAGGAGAACAACGUUAGACUAUUGAGACCCACCCCUAGAACAGUUAAACCUCUCCUUACCAAUCACUUCAAACUUCCCUGUCCUCUUCAGGAGUCGCUAGAAGCUGUCCCUAAUCGCUGAUGCAGGGUCAGAUGGUAUCAUAGAGGAGUCGCUAGAAGCUGUCCCUAAUCGCUGAUGCAGGGUCAGAUGGUAUCAUAAAGGAGUCGCUAGAAGCUGUCCCUAAUCGCUGAUGCAGGGUCAGAUGGUAUCAUAAAGGAGUCGCUAGAAGCUGUCCCUAAUCGCUGAUGCAGGGUCAGAUGGUAUCAUAAAGGAGUCGCUAGAAGCUGUCCCUAAUCACUGAUGCAGGGUCAGAUGGUAUCAUAAAGGAGUCGCUAGAAGCUGUCCCUAAUCGCUGAUGCAGGGUCAGAUGGUAUCAUAAAGGAGUCGCUAGAAGCGGUCCCUAAUCGCUGAUGCAGGGUCAGAUGGUAUCUCAUUUCCCAAAUGGUUAAAGGGAUAGUGUGAGAUUUUGGCAAUUAAGACUUUUUUUUCAGAUGAACUUGUGGACACCAAAACAGGCUGAAGUUUCAGGCAGUCUUUUCAAACAGCUCUAAAAGGGCAUCAUCAUUAUUUUAACAUUUUUCACAGUAUUAUUCCAUCCUCAUAGUAUGGAAAUAGAUUAUCAUAUUUUUUUUUUAACAAGUAAAUCUCUUUUUUUUCACUGCACGGGUCCUUUAAGGUCAGGGUACGGUUAGGGUUGACUGAUCCUAAAUAUGUGGUUAUUUAGAGGUAACCUACCAUACGUUUUUAAGGACGUCACAAUCAGGAUGCAUCUCACACAGGCAUUGGCCAGUCCAGUAUACACACACACCUAGUAUUCAUGGAGAACUGAUCCUGUUUUUAUAUGAUGUUUUGUUUUGUAUAUCAUGAUUGAUUAAUUUCUCUUUUUGGGAGAGGGAUGUCUUGAUUCUUCUGUUGGAUGUAUACAGAUCCUCUUUAUCUUAGUUAUUUUAUGUUAUUUUUUACAAAAUGUCCUUUUUUUGUGGUGCACGACCAUUUUAAAAUGGAGCAUAUGUCAUAUGAAACUUCCUCCUUGCUUUUAAUGAAGAAUUGAUGAUGAUGAUGAGUGAGGAUAGUGAAGAUGAUUAUAAGGGACAUGACCCCCUGACCUUAGUGACGGUAGUAGGGUUCAAAGGUCGGGGGUUCAGGAGUGGGGUUGUGUGAGGGUCAUGAUAUAAAAAAAAAAACAUGGUUCAAUCUGAAAGUUGUACUUAUGAGGUCUGUUCCAGUCGAGCUGCACACAACAACCAAUGGUUAUACGCCACGUCAUGGACUUCACAGUCGGGUAUCAGAUUGACUAUACAGUCACACCAGGCAGACAACCAAUGGUUAUACGCCACGUCAUCGACUUCACAGUCGGGUAUCAGAUUGACUAUACAGUCACACCAGGCAGACAACCAAUGGUUAUACGCCACGUCAUCGACUUCACAGUCGGGUAUCAGAUUGACUAUACAGUCACACCAGGCAGACAACCAAUGGUUAUACGCCACGUCAUCGACUUCACAGUCGGGUAUCAGAUUGCUACAUCCUAUGGUAUCUGUUUCCCAGACACAGAUUUGUCCUGGACUAAACAUUCUCCAUGGAGAUUUUUCAUUGGAAUACAUUUUGAAUCAGGUACCAGACUUAAUCUGUCUGGUUAACUGGACCUAGAUGUGGUCAGCUGAUAUGUUAAACACCUAUCCAGCCAAUGAAGGUUUAAUCUGUCCGGUUAACUGGACCUAGAUGUGGUCACCUAUCCAGCCACUGGAGGGUUAAUCUGUCUGGUUAACUGGACCUAGAUGUGGUCACCUAUCCAGCCACUGGAGGGUUAAUCUGUCUGGUUAACUGGACCUAGAUGUGGUCACCUAUCCAGCCACUGGAGGGUUAAUCUGUCUGGUUAACUGGACCUAGAUGUGGUCACCUAUCCAGCCACUGGAGGGUUAAUCUCUCUGGUUAACUGGACCUAGAUGUGGUCACCUAUCCAGCCACUGGAGGGUUAAUCUGUCUGGUUAACUGGACCUAGAUGUGGUCACCUAUCCAGCCACUGGAGGGUUAAUCUCUCUGGUUAACUGGACCUAGAUGUGGUCACCUAUCCAGCCACUGAAAGCGUAAUCAGCCUGGAACAUGUCCUCUGAGACGUAGUAAAAAGCUGGUAUUUAAGUUCACUAGUCCGGCUCUCACCAUCACAACAUGAUGUAAGUUGGAGACACUUCUCCCCCCCCAACACAAGCCUAAUAUAAUAUUUGUUGUUUUCAUAAAUGUUCUAUCCAGUGCCAAGAGCAGUGAUUGUUAUCUGGAUCUUUCA